AUGGCAUACUCCUCCGAACGGCCAGGGUCUGGCUACGCAGACGACUCGGCCAGCCAGAUCGAACUGCUCCUCGGUGGCGAAGACGAGGGCUCCCCGAAGAGACCCAAGAAGACCGUCUGGACAGCCCAGCGCUGCUAUCGCUGCCUACAGAACCUUCUUCACGACCUGAUACUCCACCAGCGAAGACGGUUCCGCUGCCGAAACUCUUCAAGGACUCACACGCUAUGGCAGUCGUUCAGGUUACUCAGUUACUUGGUUGGUGGUUUUAUCCUCGUCUCGGUGGUGCAGGCCAUCUGUCACCCAUCCUACGAGCGGCCCCCUGAACACUACUCGCGGCUGCAUCAAAAGAUCCUCAGCUCGACUGAAUCCGGGCGCGCGAACCCGGAUAACGAGAAAAUAUUCAUCGCGGCAAACAUCAUCAGGGAAGACUUGAUCAGGGGGCCCUGGGGUGCUUCGCUGCUGGAACUCGUCACCCUGCUGGGAGCGAGGAAUGUCUUCGUGAGCAUAUAUGAAAACGACAGCGGAAAUGCGACUAGUGAGGCGCUUAUGGAGCUCCAGGAUAAACUUCCAUGUAAUUCAUCGGUUGUUGCCGGGGACCAUCUUCGCCUCUCUGAUCUGCCCAAGACUACCGCGCCUGGCGGCAAGAAGCGUAUAAAGAGAAUUGCGUACCUGGCCGAAGUUCGAAAUCGGGCGCUCAGGCCUUUGAAUUCUUCCUACACCCCUGACUCGACAGAGCCAUCAGAAAGAGGAUUCCGCCAUACGACGGAGCAAUUCGAUCGUGUGCUCUUUUUAAAUGACAUCUAUUUUUCAGCCACAGAUGCUGCCCAGCUAUUAUUCUCUACUAAUGCUGAAAAGACGGGUCGUCCAGACUAUCGCGCAGCAUGUGCCAUCGACUUUACCGCCAAUGUGAUGUUUUACGAUACCUUUGUCGUGAGAGACAUGGAGGGCUACGGCAUGGGCCUAAUGUUCUUCCCUUGGUUCCCGGCGGUUGGAAAGAGCGAAAGCCGGCAAGAUGUCCUCGCUGAAAAAGACGCGGUCCGAGUUCGCAGUUGCUGGGGAGGCAUGGUAGCAUUUGACGCUCAAAUUUUCCAGAGCAAAAAUUCGAAUAAUCAGUCAGAGCUCGCCAUCACCUUUCGACAUGAGCCAGAGCCGUUCUGGGAAGCUGCUGAGUGCUGCCUGAUUUUCGCUGAUACGGAGACCGGGUCUCCAGCUGGCGUCUAUAUUAAUCCUUUCAUUCGAGUCGCAUAUACAGAGAACACUUGGAUCUGGCUUGGUUUUUUCCGGAGGUAUGAGCGGAUAUUUGCCAAUUUACAAUGGAUUGUGAGUAAAAUCGGUUAUCCUGAAUAUAACCCUCGCAGGCUGCACAACCCCGGCCAAGUGGUCAAAGAGAAAGUAUGGGUUAACGGUGAGGAUGAGAGCCAACCUGGCUCAUUCCAAAUGCUGGAACGAAGAGCAGGAGCAGGCGGUUUUUGCGGCCAAAGGCGAAUGUUUGUCAUGAAAGAAGACAUCAACGCUGCGAACAAGAAGGGCGAAAAGAACUGGGAGAAAUUACCGGUUCCUUCCCGGUAG
Messenger RNA from Microsporum canis CBS 113480, 1569 nucleotides. RefSeq lists its product as hypothetical. The record is from RefSeq and is a predicted model, not a curated record. The transcript is spliced from 2 exons. The coding region runs from base 1 to 1569 and encodes 522 amino acids. Lineage: Eukaryota; Fungi; Ascomycota; Eurotiomycetes; Onygenales; Arthrodermataceae.